Molecule: messenger RNA, 3282 nt
Organism: Hyaloscypha bicolor E
Lineage: Eukaryota; Fungi; Ascomycota; Leotiomycetes; Helotiales; Hyaloscyphaceae
Exons: 7
Coding region: 1-3282 (1093 amino acids)
Biological process (GO): protein phosphorylation
Molecular function (GO): protein kinase activity; ATP binding
Source: RefSeq, a predicted model, not a curated record
AUGUCGUCACGGUUGGACAGCCACCCAGCAUAUCAAGAAUUUCUUGACUGGGUUCGCGACAAUAGUCAGCCCGGCCUCAUCGAUCCAGCCAGCGAUGUCAAGCCCUUCAUGCUCGAUGCGAACGUUUUGAAGACUUAUUUCAAAGCCAACAACCAUUACAGGCUCAACAAGCUUCUUCGAAUUGCAUUUCCGGUGGGAGAUAUUCCGAUCGGUCCUGAAAAGGUUGCAGAUAAUUGCGCACAAGUGUUCUGCACAUUGGUACUGAUUGGCAGGCCUGAAUACAUUCAGCGAUUUGUGGAAUACGACCACCUUCAGGACUCCCAUCUGCCUUUUGACGAUCAAUACCCUCCACGACACUUCCCAAAAUGUACGACAGAUCAAGAUCAGAGCGAGUUCCUCCGGCGGUUCUGCCAAGAACAGUGGGUUGUCUGCGCACCGAAGAUUGACUUUCGCGAGCACAGAAUCUUUGAAGAUGGCCAGAUUCUUCCCUUCAAGUUUAUAAAGAGACUUGGUGGAGGUGUGAGUGCACAUCUCUACGAGAUCGAGAUAUGUCCGACUUACAAUCAGCUUAACUCUUCGAACGGUGCUCAACAAUCGUCGAAUCAUCGAAUUACGAAUACCUAUGUGCUCAAAACUUACUUCGGCGAAGACGCUGAACGAAACUACCUAGCCGAAGUCGGGGCCUUUAGACUGCUUCGAACGAAAACUCAAAGUAUGAUAGGUUUCUAUGGAGGCUUCAGGCAUGGAGAUCGUUAUAACAUAAUCCUUGAGUUUGCCGAUAAAGGCACUCUCGAAGAUUAUUUCAAGAAGAUAACACCCCCUACAACUGGAGAAGAAAUAAUCACGUUCUGGGAACACUUGUUCAACUUGAUAGAGGCCUUGCUGUUUGUGCAUGGCGGCGAAAUUGUUCUCAAUUCUGACGGGUCUUCCCGACCUUUAAAUGGAUGGCAUCAAGAUGUGAAACCGUCCAAUAUCUUAGUCACAUCCUUGGGUGAUAACACUAAAUCGCCGUACGAGUGGCAUUUCAAACUUGCCGAUCUGGGUGUUAGUCACUUCAAGAUAUCAGACCUAUCGACUGAGGAUGCUACAGACCGAGACUCACAAGGAACUCGCACCUAUGGCGCGCCAGAGUGUUGCAGAUCAGACGAAACACUUGGAAAGAGCAAGCUCCAGGUCACACAAACAGUCGAUGUAUGGUCGCUUGGAGCCGUCUUCAGCGUGGCAGCGGUGUGGCUGGUGGAAGGCAAUCAAAGCCUAAAAGAGUACUGUCGGGAUCGACAGGCGGCAGCCAAUAGGUUUCCCGAAGUCAGAGGCACUGACUGUUUUCACGAUGGCCAGAAAGUGCUGGAUACAGUAGCCAUCUGGCAUGAACGCUUGAAGAAACGUUUGCGGAGAGACGACGUCAUCACGGAGCCGGUGUUGCAAUUGAUCGAGUGCAUGCUUUAUGAUGAGAAAUCUCGAGCGAAAGCGACGUUCUUCUGGAGGUGGUCUCGACGGAUACUUGAGAAAGCAAAGGGAAAUUUGAAAGAGGGGAAUGUGGGAUCGGAUUUAAACACUCCCACGAAGCCACGCCCGCCCACGUCGCCAAGUAUAUCUGAUUCUACCUCCUCGACACCGUCACGCCCUGACCUAUUGGCGGAAAACGUUGGUCAGUUUGGAGACUUCCCAAGGGUCUUGUCCCCGCCUGCACUCCAUGAGACCGACAACUUCGAUCAAGGGGAGAUGGGAGGCCAACUUGGUAGAUUUGAAUCCCAGCGCAAAACCUCGGCACAAGUAACGACCCGCUAUCCUCAAUCAAGCCGCCAGACCCACCGCCCCUCUGUGAAGUUUCAAGAUGCCAAUAACUUAAACUUCAAUCCAAAUAUGGGCCCUCGUGCACGAAGCCACGACGUUGGGUCAGCAGAGCCCAUGCACCAGGUCACCCGAAGCAUGAGCGGGCUUCCUACUCAUAUGGAAAAUGAGUUUGAUCAGAGCUCUCCAGGUCAGGUCACUGCUGCGAGAAACGUGGUCAGCAUGCCGCCUGGCACAAGUGGACAAUUCGUCGAGUCUUUGUACAGGACGCAGCGUGGCGAAACAUCAGAUUCCUUCGGCACCCUUCGACACGCACCAGAGAGUUUUUCUCAUAACCCGUAUCCGCACUCAGACUUCAGCCAGGGACGAGCCCCUUCAGGUAAUUACUUGCAGGGGGCUUUUGAAGAUGGCUCCUCUGGAAAUGCAGGUCCUAGCCGACCACCAGUCUGGACCCAGGAGAACUUCUCACAACAGCAGCAUCCGAACGUCGCACCGAUUAACUACGAGGCUUUUAAUGGGGAUGAUCACCCAAACAUGCCGAUGAGUUAUUGGAAUCAAAAUAAAGCUCCACCAGGAUGGGUGGCCGCAGCUCAACACCCAAUGCAACAACACGUGGAAAGCUUUCCUGAAAACGGCGCAGCAAGCAUGAUGGAUGUUUCUCGUCAAGCCAUGACAUCUACUUCGCCAACGCAGCCAAGCAGAUAUCCCCUGCCUGAAACAACCUCUCCAAUGCCGGAAUCACCUCCAGCAAUUCAGCAAAAGCCAAAGAACAAACCGCCUGCCGUGUUAUCAGUUGCCACUGCAAUCUCCGUGUUAGCCAAAGGAAAAGCCGAAUCUCUCACUGGCUAUAAAAAUCUUUUCCCUCGAUUGAAGCAGCGAGAUCACUUAUUCAUAAUUGAUGACGCUUUGUCUAUGUCACCUCUUUGGAAUGAUGUCGAGGCCGUGUUCGGGGUUAUGGCCAAAAUCGUCAAAGCGGCCGAUCCAAAUGGUAUCGAUUUGCAUUUCACGAUGACCGAGGAAGUCUACAAUAGCAAGAAUCUCUUUGGGAUAAAUUCAUCCUCCAAACUUGUUGGUUAUGUACAACAGAGGCGGUCUAAAAUUGAAGGGACCGUCAACAUUACUUACAGACUAGAUGCUAUCUUGGGGCCUUAUACGUCGCAGUUGAGUAACGCCUUCUCACGAGGAAUGGGUUAUGUGCGGCCACUGAAUAUUUACGUCCUCACCGAUGGCGUCUGGGAACCUGGAUGCGACGCUUCGUCCGCAAUCAAGAAUCUUGUUGACAAGUUGAUAGCGUUCGGAUACACCAAAGAUUCCAAGCAAGUAGGCAUCCAAUUCAUUAGUUUCGGGAAAAACGAGGUUGGUCUCAAACGACUCAAGGAUCUAGACGAUAAUCUUGGACAGGCAAUGGACAUCGUCGAUACUACCGCUUCCAACGGGAACGUUUGGAAAAUGCUUCUUGGAGCGAUCGACAAAACAUUUGACGAAUCAUGA